Phialemonium atrogriseum is the source of this 1851-nucleotide messenger RNA. RefSeq names its product alkaline-phosphatase-like protein. The transcript has 3 exons. Gene Ontology annotation, molecular function: arylsulfatase activity. Bases 1 to 1851 code for a protein of 616 amino acids. Lineage: Eukaryota; Fungi; Ascomycota; Sordariomycetes; Cephalothecales; Cephalothecaceae. The record is from RefSeq and is a predicted model, not a curated record.
AUGACUACCAAACGCCCAAACUUUCUCGUCAUCGUCGCGGACGACUUGGGCUUCUCCGAUGUUGGCUGCUUCGGCGGGGAAAUCCGAACCCCAAAUAUCGACAAACUGGCUUCCCAGGGACAUCGAUUCACCGAGUUCCACGCGGCGGCGGCAUGCUCGCCCACCCGGGCCAUGAUCAUGACCGGGACGGACCACCACAUCGCCGGCCUCGGCAACCUGAUCGAGUGGACCAUGCACAACGGCCAGAACACCACCAAGGGCGGAUCUCUGGAGACCGCGCCUCAGCGGGGCAUGCCGGGCUACGAGGGGUACCUGAACGAGCGCGUUGCCGCCCUGCCCGAGAUCAUGAGGGAUGGCGGAUACCACACCAUCAUGAGCGGGAAGUGGCAUCUGGGACUGACCCCCGACCGAUCUCCUCACACGAGGGGAUUCAAGCGGUCCUUUGCCCACUUGCCGGCCUGCUCGAACCACUUUGCCUACACCCCCGACUUGAAGGAGGAGCAGCCUCCGCGCUUCCUGGAGGCCACUUCCAUCCCGCUGCACAUGGAGGACGACCAUUACGUGAAGGAACUUCCCGAUGGGUGGUACUCGUCAGACGGAUAUGGCGACAUCAUGCUCAAGUAUCUCGAGGAAUGGAAGGGCAUCAAGGACAAGGACAAGGAGGGCGAUCAUCCCUUCUUUGGAUACUUCCCUUUCACUGCGCCGCACUGGCCAUUACAGGCGCCACAGAAAUACAUCAAGAACUAUCGCGGGUUGUACGACGAUGGCCCAGAUGCGCUACGCCUGCGCCGCCUGGAGCGUCUCAAGAAGAUGGGACUAGUCCCGGAAGACGUCAAGCCGCAUCCGGUAGUCGCCGAGGAUUCCCCCGAGUGGGCGGACAUGACGCCGGAGCAGCGCGCCAAGUCUUGCCGGGCGAUGGAAUGCUUUGCCGGCAUGGUUGAGUGCAUCGACGCCAACGUGGGCAAGGUGGUGGACUACCUCGAAUCGAUCGGAGAGAUGGACAACACCUUCAUCUGCUUCCUCUCCGAUAACGGCGCCGAGGGCGCUGCGUACGAGGCAUACCCGAUUGUGCAGACAACCGUCAUGGAGCACCUAAAGCAAUACUACGAUAACAGCCUCGACAACCUCGGCAACGGCAACAGCUUCAUAUGGUACGGUCCCCGGUGGGCGCAGGCUUCGACGGCUCCCUCGCGCCUGUACAAGGCCUUCACGACCGAGGGCGGCAUCCGAGUCCCCUUCGUGGUGAAGUACCCGAAGCAGUUCGAGCCGAUGGCCGGCGGCGAGGCCGCACAGCCCAUCACGCACAAGUUCGCGACGGUUAUGGACCUCGCACCAACGGUCAUCGAGAUGGCCGGGCUGACGCACCCGGCUCCGACGUAUCAGGGGCGGGAGGUGGUGAGGAUGCGCGGCGAGUCGUUCGUCCCCUUCCUGAGGGGCGAGAGGGCGGGCGUGCACGACGCAGAGUUCAUCCAGGGAUGGGAGACGUGCGGGCGCGCGGCAAUCCGCAAGGGCGACUGGAAAGCUGUCUGGAUCCCGAAGCCGAAGGGGCCUGACCGGUGGCAGCUGUAUGACCUGAGCCGGGACAAGGGCGAGAUCGAGGACCUGUCGGGGGAGGAGCCCGAGAGGAUGAAGGAGCUGCUGAAGCUGUGGGACGACUACGUUCUCGAGACUGGGAUUGUCACGUUGUGUCCCGACCAGGGGAGGUUCGUCGACGCGAUGGAGGAGCAGAUGACUGAGACGGGCUGGAUGGAGUACGAGCACUGGCAUAAGGGUGCCCAGCCUGGAGGUCCAAACAUGCAGAAGUUCAUGACGAAACCCCCCCGGUUCCAGAGAACCGUGAACCAAAUUUGA